This is a messenger RNA of Aspergillus caelatus, 360 nucleotides long. RefSeq lists its product as uncharacterized. The transcript has 3 exons. Lineage: Eukaryota; Fungi; Ascomycota; Eurotiomycetes; Eurotiales; Aspergillaceae. Bases 1 to 360 code for a protein of 119 amino acids. The record is from RefSeq and is a predicted model, not a curated record.
AUGGCAAUAUUCUACCGCACGCCUUACCGCCACUUGCAGACUCGCGAGCGUGGCCCACUUUCCAAAAUUCCGCCGGGGUCUGACGUCUUCGAAGCCUUUUCUAAGGCCAGAGCAGACAAAGACCUUACAGAUGAGGAGGCGUUUCUUGAGUUGCUAGCAACUUAUGAUAUUCCGCUGUCCACUCUCGCAAAGAUCUCAACCCAGAAAUUGGAAGUCUCCUUUUCCAAUGUGACAUUCCAGCAAAUUGCGCCAUACGUGUGGUUAGAUCCUAGUAGGGCAGGUCUAGAUAUAUUACGACUCGAUAUCUAUCGAUCUCGGAUUCCUACUGACAUGUUUCGUGAUAUUUAUUGUUGUCAAUAA